AUGAGGGUGGCGGGAGUCGGGAGUGGAGAUGGCCCCGAGCCUGGCGCGUGCUUUUCUGAAGAGGUGGAGCAGGCAGGCCCGACCAGCCAGACGAGGCGAGUGAAGGAGGGCUCAACGCUCGUCUCUCAACCCACCAUCACCAUCACCAUCUUCCUCCUCCUCCUCCUCCUCCUCCUCCUCCUCCUCCUCCUCCUCCUCCUCCUCCUCCUCGCCUUGCCUGCAUCUCUCCCCUCGUUGCCCUCCCUACACCGCCACCGCCGCUGCCGUCCGAUCCACUUCCGACAGAGCGCCACUCACACGCCUCCCGCCCCUCCCCUGUUCCAGGCGCGAUCCACGCCGCAGCGACCGGCCGACACCCGCAUAUACGAGUCAUCCUAUGGCGGUCCGAUCUCGACUCUGAUGAGACCGCUCCCGACCCGGCCGUCAGUGCCGCAGGGCCAAACGCAUCCCACCUCCUCGGCCUCUGCAUCUGAAUUCGCGCAGCAGCACCAGCAGCACCAGCAGCACCAGCAGCAGCAGCAGCAGCAGCAGCAGCAGCAGCAGCAAAAUGCAGUGCCUUCGCGUCCGGUCCCGAAACGCCUGAGCCCGGUCUUUGGGCGACCCAGCGCUGCUGCCGGUUCCCUUCCGCCGCGACCCGUCGCCGUUCAGAGCGCAGCACCUGCUUCAGCGGCGAGGGGAAGAGGCGCAGGCCCGCGCAUCAUACGCCCGCAUCUUCCGGCACCAGGCGCAUCUGCGGCUCCCCGGCCGCGGCCCUUUGCCAACAGGUCGGCUGUCUUCAACAGGCCUCAGCCGCCCGCCGCAACAAACGAGGCGGAGCAGUACGAUACCGCCGCCACCGCCAGCAACGGGACCCUGCUUGCCACUGGACUGCCGCCCAAACCUGUCACGGUCGAGGCUCAAGGCUCAGGAUCGGCUCCGGCGAUAAGUGCCUUCGGCGGCGGCGGCGGUAGCAGCAGCAGCGCCUUCGGAAGCUCGGCGACGGGUGCUGCACCAGCAGCGAGCAUCUCUGCCUUCGGAUCGCCCAGCUUCGGGCUCGGCGGCGCUACUACCUCUGCCGCGCCCAGCGCCUUCUCCAGCUCCGCGUCCACACAGAGCACCUCUGGAUCCGCUUUUGGCGCCUUCGGCAGCGCCAAACCGGCUUCGGCCUUCACAGCUGCCGAACCUACCUCCUCUUCCUCUCCAUUCUCCGAUGCUGUCGGCGCUGCGGCUGCUCCUUCGCCCCUGUCCUUGGCCGCAGCCGAAUCACCCUUCCUCGCUCCAAGUCCAGCGCCAAGCCCGGCCCCGGCUCCCGUUCCAGCUCCGGCAGCGGCUGCUGGUACGCCGACGUCGCUCUCCAGCUUCCUGCGCAAGGACAAGUCAAAUGCUGGCUCGGCUGCCGCCUCGCGCUCCUCUACGCCGCUUCCCAGCGGCGGAGGAGGCGCAUUCGACCAGAUCGCCACACCUGGUGGUCGAGACGGCAAUGUAGGGGAGGACGAGGAGAGGAGGAGGCGCUUCGACGAUGCGCCCAAGACGGGCAACCGCUUUCUGGAGAUGAAGGGCGGCCGCGAGGCUCUGAGGGCAUCCUACAUCGCCUCAGGCGUCCUUCCGGACCCCAACAAACCUACCGACCUGGCGCUCGCCAUCAAGCUCACCGGCACCUGCCAGGACAUGUGCCCGGAGUUUGAGCGCGAGGAGCGCGAGUAUCAAAAGGAGCUCGACCGCUUCGAGAUGAUCCCAGGCACGAACCGAGUCGAUCCCAAGCUGGCCGUCAAGAUCUACCGUCGGCCUGCCGCCGGACGAGAGCUGCCCUUGCCCGAGGACGUGCGCCCGCCGGCGGUGCUCAAGAUGACGCUCAACUACCUGUUCCACCAGCUCCUGCCGGCUUCCCCCGACGAUCCGGCCUUCACUGCGGUGCAGCCGUUCCUCUGGAACAGGACUCGGGCCAUUCGACAGGACUUCAUCGUCCAGAGCGAGAGCGGCCCGAUGACGAUCGAGUGUCACGAGCGGAUCGCGCGAUACCACAUCCUCUGCCUGCACUGGAAGGGCGGACCGGGUGCCGAGGGCUGGAGCGAGCAGCAGGAGCUCGAGCAGCUCCGAAAGACUCUUCGGUCGUUGAUCGAGUUCUACGACGACCGGCGCCGUUCGGGCCACACCUCGCCGUGCGAGGCCGAAUUUCGCGCCUACAACCUCCUGCUGCACCUCCGCGACCCCGAGACGCUGCGCGAGGUCGAGCUGCUGCCUCGCGCCAUCUUUACGGCGCCGCAGGUGCAGGCGGCCCUGUCGCUGCGUGCGCUCGCGCAGCGAUCCAACAAUCUCGAGCGCCGCGGCCAGCCCAGAAACACCGAGGCGACGCUCAACUUUUUCUCGCGCUUCUUCGCCGAGCUUCGCAAGCCGGCCGUCUCUUACCUGAUGGCCUGUCUCGCCGAAAAUUCCUUCAACUCGGUCCGCAUCGGCGCCAUCAAGGCCAUGGCCAAGGCGUACAUGGCCCAGCACCGCGCCCUUCCGCUCGCCUUCCUGGUCAAGUGCCUCGGGCUCGACGACGAGGGGCAGGCCAUCGCUCUGGUCCAGCAUCUUGGCAUCGAGCUCGAGUACGACGACGCGGCGGCCACGGGACACCCGAGCGGCGUCAGGCUGUCCAAGGCGAGCCUGAUCAACGAGGACAAGCCCGUGCCAAGCCCCUUCAGCGCCACCAUUGUCGAAGCCAAGAGGGGCACGCACUCGUGCCAGGAUGUCGUCGACGGCAUCGCCAGCGGAGCGGCGCCGCCAUUGCCGCUGCCGCCACAGGUCAUCACACCGAGGCCGGCUGCAGCAAAGCCAAGCGUUCCGCCACCCACCAAGGUGGUCGCACCGGGAAGCGCGUUUGGCCUGCCUCCAGCAGCAGGCUCGACAUCAUCUUCGGUGUUUGGAAGCGGUACAGCCUUCGUGUCCGGCGGCACCUCGGCCUUCGAAGGCGCGAGCGGUCCGUCUCUAGCCCAGCCGCAGCCCUCGAGCGCAGCCUCGAAGCUCUCUGCCGCCUCCCCUGCCUUUGUACCCUCGACUUUCGCCAAGCAAGCCACGGACGAAGGCUCGGCUCGUGCCGCCUCCUCCUUUGGUCGGGCCCCGAGCGCCUUUUCGUCCGCGGCGACGACGACUUCUGCUCCUCCAACCUCGGCAGCGGCGGGACCUUCCUUCUCGUUUGGCGCUCCGGCCCAGCAUGUUGCUGGCAGUGCCACCCUUCCAUCGACGGCGACUCAACGAGCGCAGCAACCGCAAGAGCAGCAGCAGCAGCAAAAGGCACCCGAAUCCAGUGCGCCGAAGCUGCCGAUAUUCGACAAGCCAGCCUCAUUCAGCGCAUCGCCCAGCCGCAAGAAGCGCGCCGCUGAGCCCCCGUCGAGUGAGGGGCCGGAUCAGGUGGAAUCUCCGCGUCCGGCGCCGCCGCCUCCAUCAAGAUCGCUACUGGAGCCCACUCCCGCACUCAAGAGCACGCCUGCAUUGCCGCCCUCGCCGCCAAAGCAAACGCAGUCCAAGAAACGACACAAGAUUCCAGCUCCGGCCAAGGCUGAGCUGCUCGACCGAGCGUAUUCGGCGAUGGUCCAGCCCCUGCUCGAGGAAGCCGCAAAGACGGCCGCCACGGCUGCUGUAGAAGCCGAGCGGAUUCGCCGCGGUCGCGCCGCAGCUCGCUCCGCUCUCCUCGACACGCUAUCGGAGCAGCUCUUCAAACAGCUCGCUGCCGAACGCUGCCAGAAGGUGUCGGAGCGACGAUCAAGGCACGCCGCUGCCGUUGAGUAUGCGGACAGGAGCUUCAAGCGCUUCGGUCUCGAGAGCUGGAAACAGGCGCUGCAGGAGCGCCGGCACGGCAAGCAGAUGAAGGCGCGCCUCGAUCUCGUCCGAAACGAGCUCAAGCGCCGCGGCAUCGGUGGCGGCGAUGCCGACCACCACGGCAGCCGCAGCAUCAUCCUGGGCGAGCGAAAGGUGACAAAGCGAGCCGAGGCUCGGCCCUUUGCGCGGUCCCGCCGCCUUCGGUCCGAGAACAGGGCCGCAUUCGAAGACGACGGUCAGGAGAGCGACGACGACGAGGCGCUGCGGGCGACACUUGACACGGCGCAGCAGAGGCGCCAGGCGCUUUGGGAAAGCGGCGUCUUCCUCGACCAGAUCGCGCAGAGGCUCGAGGCCCUCGUGUCGCAGUUCUGCCCAAUCCAGCUGGAACGCUUCACCACGCUCUUCUUCGGCGCUAGGAGGGAGGGAAGCGCCGCGUCGCAGUGGCUGCGGUCCAAAUUCGGCCUCGCCUCGCCCGAGGACGAGGUCGUCGACGUCGAGCUCCUCGAUGGAACCGCCUGCACCCUCGUCGCCGCCGAUGCCGACGACUGCGUGGCCACGGAUGCCGAAGAAGACGUGGGCCUGGUGAUCUUCGAGUGCGACCCUGGCUCGGUCCGUUCCACGGCCGAGGAAGGGGACCAGAUCUGGCGAGCGGAUCGAGAACGCCUCCAACGGAUCGCCUCGUGCAAAGCUGUCCGGCAGAGCACGCUGGCCCCACGCCUGCUCGUCGUCGUCUGGUCGGAUGGCAUACCGCGUCUUGAAGAGGCUCCUAGUCGCCUCGGCCUCGGUCCCAAGCAGGCGACCGGGUCGAAGGUGUGGGACCGCAUCGCGUUCCUCGAGCUUGGCGACGCCACGCACGACAGCACGAUGGACAUGGCGCAGAGCGUCGCCAAGCUGUUUCCGUCGCUGGCGCUCAACACCUCGUUCCGCCGCACUACGCUCGAGGACAUCGCCUCGCCGCUGGCCAGCGUCUGGAUCGAGACCGUCUCUCGCAUCGCCUCGCUCUUCCCGCGGCUGCCCCGGGACGAAGAGGCCAGGGACGUCUCGGAUCGUACAGAGGCGCAGGCGCUCAGGAUCCUCGUCGCUCUCCUGAACCACGUCAUCAGGACCGUCCUGCACUUGUCCGAGACGAUCCUCGAGCCCGAGGAAGAAGGCCGGCUCUUGCUGCCCAUACCCACAGCGGCUGAGGUCGGGCUCUUCGCAGCGGCGUUCGGGCUGGUCGAAGAGAUGGCCAUCCAGGCCGUGGAGGCGCAAAGACAAGAGGACGGCGAGAACAGGGACGAGGCCGAACAGGCGCUGGCCUGCCUUGCCCACAUCCAGACUGACCUUCUGGCGAUCGAAGCGAGGGGUGAAGCCCUCUCGCUUGCGCACCUCCUCCAUCCGCUCCUGACGCUGACGCUCUCGCGCCUCGAACGGAUCUGGCUGCACGCCGAGUCCGAGACGACGAUCGGACAAUCGAUCCAGGCCUCGACGCGCGAGCUGCGCGAGCUCGCCGAUCGCGCCGUCGACGAAGUGGCGGGCGACAUCCGCCGCGUCUCGAGCAAGCUGCGCGGCGGACGCGGCGGUAAACGCUCGCUCGUCCACGGCCGCGACGAGGGCGAGGGCGAGGAGGAUGAGGGCGCAGAGGGUGGGCAGCUGGAACGACUGGACCAAGACGGACGGCGCGAUAGACCGAUGACGCUAGACGAACUGUCGUCGCCGCCCAAACGCAUCCGAUCCCACCCUCCAUCCACCACCUCCCCGGCAGCGGCGGCCGUACCGGUACCAAGGAUGUCGACGACGCUCCGAUCCAGUCGACCCGGUCCCACAACGACGACGACGACGACGCCGGCCGCAUCCACACGGCCCGACAAGGCGUCGAACCCGCUCGAAGACCUACGCGCCCUCAUCGCCAGCACGACGAGGUUCCUCGACUCCAAGUCGGCCUAA
This is a messenger RNA of Pseudozyma flocculosa PF-1, 5703 nucleotides long. RefSeq lists its product as uncharacterized. The coding region runs from base 1 to 5703 and encodes 1900 amino acids. Gene Ontology annotation, biological process: mRNA export from nucleus. Gene Ontology annotation, cellular component: cytoplasm; nucleus; transcription export complex 2. The transcript has 4 exons. Lineage: Eukaryota; Fungi; Basidiomycota; Ustilaginomycetes; Ustilaginales; Ustilaginaceae. The record is from RefSeq and is a predicted model, not a curated record.